Molecule: messenger RNA, 1320 nt
Organism: Cucumis sativus (cucumber)
Lineage: Eukaryota; Viridiplantae; Streptophyta; Magnoliopsida; Cucurbitales; Cucurbitaceae
Product: SEC14 cytosolic factor
Exons: 6
Coding region: 368-1120 (250 amino acids)
Source: RefSeq, a predicted model, not a curated record
UGCAUACACAUAAUUACAAAAAAAGAAGACAGUAAAUGAGAAUCUUGAAGAGGAAAAAUGGCGAUGGAGCUGCUUUUGUACUUUCAUCUCAUGGUUUUGUGGUUUGCAAGUUUCUUCUACGUUAAAUAGCACAAAAAGCCGACUCAAAUCCAUUUCGAAUAUUUCCCAACAAAGUUCCAAACAGAUCAUACCCAUUCACUACUCUCAACUAGCUCCACAACAAAAUUCCACUCAAUCCCUCCAAAUUUCUUCCCCUUUUUUUCUCCUCUCCUUUCCAUUUCUCUGUUUCUUCUCUUCAAAAAUCCCCCUACCCUUCUCUCAAAUUUCUUAUUUUCAGCCCAUCUUUUCUUGCUUUGGUUUUGGACAAAUGGACAACACUCAGCGGAUUGAGCAGCUGAGAAGAUUAGUGGAGAAAAAUGGGAUUUCUACAGAAAAGUAUGGUGAUCCGAUGAUGAUGAGGUUUUUGAUUGCGAGGUCGAUGGAUGUUGAUAAAGCCGCUAAGAUGUUUGUGCAAUGGCAGAAAUGGAGAGAUACGAUGGUUCCGAAUGGGCAAAUCGAUGAAUCUGAGAUUGAGGAUGAAUUAGGAACAAGGAAGAUGUUUUUGCAGGGUUUAUCCAAGAAUGGGCACGCUGUGUUGUUCUUGAAAGGGAGCAAACAUUUUCCUGCUAAGGAUCAAGUUCAAUUCAAGAAGUAUGUGGUUUAUUCCUUGGACAAGACAAUUUCAAGGUGCCCCUCGAUCUGUACUAACUUCAUUGCUUUUAAGGGAAGAGAAAUUGGGAAUGAGAAGCUGAUUGGCAUUCUUGAUCUGCAGCAAAUUUCAUACAAGAACAUUGAUCCCCGUGGAUUGAUAACUGGCUUUCAGUUAUUGCAGGCUUAUUAUCCUGAACGUCUGGCAAAGUGCUACAUCCUAAACAUGCCACGGUUUUUUGUCAGUGUGUGGAGGAUGGUCUCUCGGUUCCUUGAGAAGGCAACGCUCGAAAAGGUAGUGAUAGUGACCAACGAAGAAGAGAGGAGAGGUGUGGUAGAGGAAGUUGGAGAGGAUGUAUUGCCAGUUGAAUUUGGUGGAAAGGCAAAGCUUAUUGCUAUUCAAGAUGUUGUUCUUCCUCAAUUGGCUGCUUGAAUGUUAACAAAUUGGAUGGGGUGUCUAUAUAUAUAUAUAUAUGUAUGUAUUUGUAAUAAAUGUAAUUUUUAAUUGAAAUUGUUGUAUAAGCUAAUUGAAUACAUGAACUUAGCAUAGCUUUUAGUAAUAAUAUAACAUGAAAUUCAAAGAAAAUUGGAAAGAGAAGGGAAUUUUAUAAUAUCUCAGUGAAUUUUUCUCUA